AUGACAAUAUCGCAGGGACCUUCCAGAGAAUCUUCAAUAACUGUGGCCGUUAGAGUCAGGCCCUUCACCGCAACAGAGAGUUCUCGACUAAUUGUCAAGCAGGAUGACCAACAACUUCUAGGAGAUGGAGCGUUUAGUGGCCGUCCAAAUAAUAACAACAACAACAACAACAGCAACAACAAUAGUAAUAAUAAUAAUGGUAAUAACAACAACAGUGGCAGUAGUGAUUCGUUCCGAGCAGGAGACAAUCGAUUUGGUUUGAAAGGUAUUAGAAAGAUUGUUAAUGUGGUAGAUGAACGAAUGUUGAUCUUUGAUCCUGCUGAUGAGAAUCCAUUACAGAAAAUGCAACAAACGUUGUUUCCCAAAUCAAAUUCUAGAAUGCGUGAACAUAAAUUUACCUUUGAUCGACUAUUUGACGAGGACGCUGCCCAGAUCGACGUGUACAACAAUACUACUAGACCAUUAUUAGACAGCGUUCUAGACGGUUACAAUGCCACAGUGUUUGCUUAUGGUGCCACCGGGUGUGGGAAAACCCAUACCAUCACCGGAACCCCCGAUGAUCCAGGAAUCAUUUACACUACCACCCAAGAACUAUUCGAACGAAUCGAGGCGUUGAAGGAUACAAAGACCAUCGAAGUAUCGCUCAGUUAUUUGGAAAUAUACAACGAAACCAUUAGGGAUUUGCUCAACCCGGAAAUCGAACAUCGACUUUUGACAAUCAGAGAAGACGGCAACAACAGAAUAUCGGUAAGGAAUUUAUCAAAUCAUAAGCUUACUACGGUCGAAGAAAUCAUGGAUUUGAUUCUUCUCGGAAACUCCAAUAGAACUAUUAAUUUCACCGAAGCUAAUGCAACCUCAUCAAGAUCGCAUGCAGUUUUACAAAUCAACAUCGAUCAAAGAAAUCGGACCAGAGGGAUUAAUGAAGAACAUUUCUUUGCCACUUUAUCGAUCAUUGAUUUGGCAGGUAGUGAGAGAGCAUCAUCGACAAAAAACCAAGGUAAAAGAUUACAUGAGGGAGCCAAUAUUAAUCGAUCAUUAUUAGCCCUUGGAAAUUGUAUUAAUGCAUUAUGUGACCCAAAAAGGAGAAAUCAUAUUCCUUAUAGAGACUCCAAAUUAACCAGACUCUUGAAAUUCUCAUUGGGUGGGAACUGUAAAACGGUAAUGAUCGUUUGCGUUAGUCCGUCCAGUCAACAUUAUGAAGAAACUUUGAAUACCCUCAAAUAUGCAAACCGUGCCAAAGAAAUCAAAACCAAAGUAAUUAGAAAUACCCACAAUCUAGAUCGUCAUGUUGGCUCGUACUUGAAAAUGAUCACUGAACAAAAACAAGAAAUUGAAGAACUAAGGACUAGAGAAGCAAAAGUGAUCAAACAGCAGCUUGAUAGUUUCAAAUUGAAGAAAGAAAAAUGCGGAUUGAAUCUCCUUGAAUCGGUUGAUAUCCUUAAGAAUUUAAUUCAAACAAAACAACCACAACUUCUUCAGAAAUCAAAGCUUUUAACCAAAAAGAGAAUGUUGAGUUUUCAAAAACUGGAAAUCAUGUUGCUUUUAAAAUCAUUUGAGCUGAAUUAUGGAUCAAAAUUUGUCAAUGUUCCACGAGAUUUGCUUGAUGUACGAGAAGCCAUAAAAAAAAUCAUCGAUAAUAUCCUGAAAGAAAUCGAAAUGACAGAUAUUUUUUUACUGAAGGACACCGAUUUUGAAAAAAAUUUGAACAAAACCAUCAAGCUACAUCAGGCAAAAUUGAAAGAAUUGGAAGGCUGGUCCGAUUACGAUACUUUAAUUUUCGAUUUAUUGGUUGGUCAAAUGAAAAACAAUGUUGACAGACAAGUAUUGGACAAAGCAAAUAAGGUUUGGGACUCAAUAGUUGGGGAAAAGAAUGAAAAUACUUCCCAGACGUUUAAUUGUUUAUCAAACACAUUUUUCAAAGUUCAUAAGAAAUUAACUUUCAUCAAUACCACUGGUGAUAUCGAUGUCAUUAGAGACGAGAAUUUAUCUUUGAUCAACGGGAUGUUGAACGAUUGUUAUAAAGUUUUAGACGCUAAUAUGGGGUCCGAGUAUGUCAAUAACUUAUUAGCACAAGUGGAUAUUGGGAAGAAAAGUACCGGUAAAAGGUUAUCAUCACCGACAAAAUUGUCGCCACAUAAAUCCUCAAGGAAUGGCAAUGUCACAAUAAGGACAAAAUCGCCCAAGAGAAAAAAUGUUCACAAAAUUAAGAAGGUGGUUCGAUGGGACUUACCAGCAAGUAGUACGGUUGUUUAUAACCAUACUGAUAGUAGCGAAGACCUGGAAGGUGGUGAUGACAGUAGUCAAGAAGAAGAUGAAACUAUGGACGAUGUUAUUGAGCCAACAAUGUCAGUGCCAGAGCAAGCCAAAUUCACAUUCAAUCUGGAAACAAAGCCAUUUUUACGUAGUCCGACGAGAUUUGUGAAAAAAGUUGUUGAUGAUACUAUAGAAGACUACUCGAUGAUCGAUGAUUCCAAAGCUUUCACCAAUUUUGGACAGCAAAAGCCAUCAUUGACCGAAAUCAGUUUAAAGCCUCCAGAGAAUCUUCUUGGGUCGAUCAGCGAAUCUGAUGUUUCGAAAUCAUCAUUGGACAUCCCUAUGAAUGAUAAAGAAAACUUGGGGUAUUUUGGCCAAGGAUAUAGCCAAAACAAUCAGAUUCUGCCGGGGUUGUUGAGACUGUACAAAAAAGACGAUAACCCAGGUAUUGGGCCGCCAAUUAGGUUGAAUAGGUCUACGGGGAGUCCAACAAAGUUACUGCCAAACAAUGAUACUUUUGCAAUCACCAGCCCUCCAAAAGUGCUGAACAUUGACAAGUUUAAUUUCGAAACCAGUUUUUCUGGAGAUAUUGAUAUGGAUUGA
This is a messenger RNA of Saccharomycopsis crataegensis, 2856 nucleotides long. It is a transcript of the gene KIP3, whose product is annotated as tubulin-dependent ATPase KIP3. Gene Ontology annotation, biological process: microtubule-based movement; microtubule depolymerization; mitotic sister chromatid segregation. The transcript has a single exon. Bases 1 to 2856 code for a protein of 951 amino acids. Gene Ontology annotation, molecular function: plus-end-directed microtubule motor activity; ATP hydrolysis activity; microtubule binding. The record is from RefSeq and is a predicted model, not a curated record. Gene Ontology annotation, cellular component: kinesin complex; nucleus; mitotic spindle midzone. Lineage: Eukaryota; Fungi; Ascomycota; Saccharomycetes; Ascoideales; Saccharomycopsidaceae.